AUGCUACCAUGCUCGCCGUUAAACGAAGAUCCUUCGGAAGCCAUGAGAAGCCAGCUAGCGGCGUGGUUUCUGGACCCCAUCUGGACGGACGAAGCACCUGACAUGACGGUCACUGUCGGCCAGAACGCGCUCUGCCAGCUAGACGGCACCGCAACCGUCGCGUUUCCUCCAGACGCGGUCUUCAGCCUUGUGUGUGACCCUUACAAUCGCCGCGUGUUUAAGAACAUCAAAUCGGUGCGGAACCACCACGUCGUGCGUGAUUGUAACGGGGUGAAGGAGGUCGAGAUGGACAUGGCGUUUUCGUUUCAGCUGCCGUUUUUUACUGGAACAUUCGACGCACACAUGCGCAUGGUGCAGGACAGACCUAACCGCACCAUGACUUUCACCCUGACUCGACCAGGCUUCAUGCGGAAAUUUGAAGGAUUUUGGAAAGUCCAGCCUCUGCUUGUCCCUGCAUCAUCUGCUGCAUCAUUACAGUCUCAGACUGCUGCAUCCUUAUCGUCACCAGAUCAUUCCAGCUUACGCCGUUGUGAGUCUGCAGAAUCGAGCGAUGGCAGUAGCACCAGCUGCGACGAGAUCAGCACCAGCAGCGACGAAUCCAGCGAAGCGUUGGACGCGAAGACGGAUGCAGACGGGUUGAGUCUCCCUGUAGUACCUGACGGAUUUCGUCUGGCUUCCCGUCUGGUGCUCUGCCAAAUUGUCCAGCCGUCAGUGGCGCCGCCGGCCAUUUUCAAGCGGUGCCUUCACAGCCUGCUGCAGCUGGCCACGAGGGAUGUGCUGCUGGUCUUCCAGCAAGAGGCUUCUCGUUUGAGAGCAGCGCGAGGGGAGGAGGUGAGGGAGGUCACGGAGAAGACAGGGGUUGCGUCGCUGACAUCUAGAAUGUGGAGUUUAUUGAGUGUAAAAGCUUGA
Molecule: messenger RNA, 909 nt
Organism: Closterium sp. Yama58-4
Lineage: Eukaryota; Viridiplantae; Streptophyta; Zygnematophyceae; Desmidiales; Closteriaceae
Source: the annotation of a GenBank genome assembly